AUGGCGUCGAGUUCGGACGAAGGCGAGAUUAUGGAGAAUGACGCUGUGGAAUUGAAGGCAACUUCACUGCCGAAGAAGUUUGAAGGAAACGGUGUUGACCGUCAAGACAGAACCCGAGAUAGAUACUCGGCCUCCAAAUCCCCCGAGCACGACAAUGCCGCUAGGCACUACAACCUUCCGAGGCGGAGCCGCUCGCCCCCUCCCCGCGGCUUCAAGCGCGCCCGCGACGAGCGCGACUACGUUGGCGGAGGACGGCAGGACACGCGACGCUUCCGUGUGCACUACGAGGAUGGCCAGCGAGACGACUAUCGCCGCUCGCGCGUUUCUUACGAAGACCUGGACCGCCCGCCCUCCCGGGGAUCGAACCACAGCUACGACAGCCGUGACCGAAACCGGAGCCGCGACAGAGAUACAUACCGCGAGAGAGACCGGGAGCGCGAUCGUGAUAGAGACCGUUAUCCGGACAAGAGACCGCGCAACCGCACUAGGUCACCCUACCGUCCCCCGCGCAACGACCGAGGAGGCCGCGACGAUCACUACAGUAGAGAUAGUGGGCGCGAUCGCCUCACCGACUCGUUUCGUGGCCUGAAGUACGACGAGCACAGAGAUCGAGAUUCACGGAAUGGAAAUACGGCGUUGAACGGGGCCGCUGUAGGGAAGGACUCUCGUGCUUCCAGAGACGAUGCUAAACCAGUGAAAGACUCUGCAGACGACAGGAACUCUGCUGUGUCUCGCUCUCGAGACCAGACGUCCGUCUCUCCGCACUCUAAGAGGGCUCGGUUCCUGCUAACGCCGGAAGGCAGUGCGCCGCAGGUGGUCGAGCCCGAACACGGCUACGAUGAGCCUGAGGAGCCAACGGUCAUUGACGAGGAGGCUGAGAUUGAACGCCGGCGACGACGUCGUGAUGAGCUGCUUUCAAAGUCCAGUUCUGCGACUCCGCUGCUCGUUCAUGCACUGCACGCGACCGACAAGCCGGCCGGCUUCUCCCCAGCACGAGAGGGCACACCAGGCACACCGGGUCCCGGUGACAUAGGAACUCCGGGCACAGGUAUGAAACCCGGCUCCUCCUUUUAUGGCUCCGCUAAUCCUUCAGAUUUCGGAUCACCCGCUCGAGAAGGGAGCUCACCUGGUGCUAUUGAUAUUCUAAACGAGAGCGACCUCAUGAACACCCACGGAGGCGGCGAGGUCACGGAAGAAGACGGACCCUCAGCAGCGGAUUACGACCCCACCGUUGACAUGAAGGAAGAUGAGAGACGUGACGAAAUGCGGCACGGUAACGUUGGUGUGCAUGGUGAAGUCCCCAAUGCGCAGAUUGAGGCACCACCCCAAGAACAGACCCAGGAAGCACCGGCGAAGAAGCCCUCAGGCGACGAUGACGAUGAUUUCGACAUGUUUGCCGAAGACUUCGACGACGAGAAGUACGCUGCUCCCAACCCUGCCAAGGUGGCUGUGGUAGAUGAAAGCAAAGCUUCACCAGCUCUCGCCCCGCCCAAUGGCGCCAUUCUCGAGGGCGACGAUAAGGAUGGUUACUACAAGAUUCGCAUCGGUGAGAUUAUGAACGGUCGAUACCAGGUCCAGUCCACCCUGGGUAAGGGCAUGUUCUCCGGCGUCGCGCGGGCCGUCGACAUUACGAAUAAGAAGCUGGUCGCUAUCAAAAUUAUGAGAAACAACGACGCACUGAGGAAGGGAGGUUUCACCGAAAUCGCCAUUCUGCAGAAGCUCAACGACGCCGACCCGGACAACCGCAAGCACAUCGUUAAGUUUGAGCGACACUUUGACCACAAGGGCCACCUGUGUAUGGCAUUUGAGCACCUCAGCCUGAACCUGCGAGAAGUAUUGAAGAAAUUUGGAAACAACGUUGGCAUCAACCUGGGCGCCACGAGGGCGUAUGCUCACCAAAUCUUCAUUGGUCUUGCUCACAUGCGGAAAUGCAGUGUCAUUCAUGCCGAUCUCAAACCUGACAACAUUUUGGUCAAUGAAAGCCGAAAUGUCCUAAAGAUCUGCGAUUUGGGAACCGGUAUCGACAAGUCCGACGCAGCGACGGCACAUAACGAGAUCACCCCGUACCUCGUCAGUCGCUUCUACAGAGCACCGGAGGUCAUCCUCGGAAUGCCCUACGACUACUCUAUUGACAUGUGGUCCAUCGGCUGCACGUUGUACGAGCUGUAUACGGGCAAGAUCCUCUUCGCUGGCGACAGCAACAACCAGAUGCUAAAAGCCAUCAUGGAGAUCCGCGGAAAGAUCACGCCCAAGCUCUACAAGAGAGGCCAACUAUCGGCGAUGCACUUUGACGAAAUGGGCAAUUUUGUCAGCAUGGAGCGGGACAAGGCGCUUGGAAAGACAACCGCCAGGGUCCUGCCCGUCGUCAAACCAACCCGUGAUCUGCGCACCCGCCUCUUCGCUGCGUCAGCGGGUAUGAAUGACGCCGAGACCAGGGACCUGAACCAUUUUGUCGACUUGCUCGAGCACUGCCUGACGCUCAACCCGGAGAAGAGGAUCAAGCCUGCCGACGCGCUGAAGCAUCCCUUCUUCACGUCGAGGGUCGCCCCGCCGAAGCGGUAG
This is a messenger RNA of Colletotrichum spaethianum, 2562 nucleotides long. RefSeq names its product serine/threonine-protein kinase RAD53. Lineage: Eukaryota; Fungi; Ascomycota; Sordariomycetes; Glomerellales; Glomerellaceae. Gene Ontology annotation, molecular function: protein serine/threonine kinase activity; ATP binding. The record is from RefSeq and is a predicted model, not a curated record. Gene Ontology annotation, biological process: mRNA cis splicing, via spliceosome; peptidyl-threonine phosphorylation; peptidyl-serine phosphorylation. The transcript has 3 exons. The coding region runs from base 1 to 2562 and encodes 853 amino acids.